AAUUUUGAUAGUGUUUUGUCAAAGAACUGCAAAUUCUUGUUCUUUUUCUUCUUGGUUAAAUUAUCAAAAUUUCAUUCAUUCAUAUUUAUCAUCAUUCUUGAAUUCAAGAUUCAUUGUCUUGCUCAAUUUCUUUAUUUGUAGUAAUAUUUUUUUUGGGUUUCUAUCAAGAAUAUUCUUGAAUGGUCUAAGUUUUUUGAUCAUUUUCUCAAAAAAGUUUAAUAAAGCUAAGCCAUAAGUUUCUUAUCUUGUCCAAAUUUCUACAUUUUCUCAAUUUCUUGUUCAUCAUGGAUGCCCUUCUCCAAGAAUUUCCAAAUUCCAUGAAUAAUUUCAAAUUUGACCACACUCCAAUUUCUUACACUUCAAAUAGACAUUUUCUUAAUGAAUAUGAACCCAAUCAUAAUCAUUUUCCUCAACCUGAUCCAAAUUAUUUGAGCUCAUAUUCAGAAGAGCAUGGUCCAAAUGAUAAUGCAGUUCUAAAGUACAUAAAUGACAUGCUCAUGGAAGAAGAUUUAGAGGGUAAAACUUGUAUGUUAGAGGAUUCUUUAUCUCUUCAAGCUGCUGAAAAAUCUUUUUAUGAUGUUCUUGGUCAAGAAUACCCUCAUCAAAUCAGUAACUCAGUUGAAAAUUCAAAUUGGACUCAAAAUCUUGAUCUUUCCCCGGGAAAGAAAAAUCAUCACGAACGUGAUUAUUUAGAAGAAGAAGAGAGGAGUAUUAAACAGUCUGCUUUUGGUCUUGCCGAGUCAGAACAGGACUCGGAAAUGUUUGAUAAGGUUCUGCUUUGUACUAGUAAAAAUAGUGGGUCCGAGUCGUGUGCUCUGCAAACUCAGUCUCCUACCAAAUCAUCUAAUGGUAGUAGAGGAAUGAGAGGGAGAAGAAAGGGGAAUAAGAAAGGAUCGGAAUCGGAUGCGGUGGAUAUCGAUUUGCCGACUUUGCUAACUCAGUGUGCGCAAUCCGUGUCGAUCAACGAUCAACGGACUACUUACGAGCUACUUAAACAGAUUCGGCAACAUUCUUCGGCUUAUGGAGAUGGAAACCAAAGAGUAGCGCAUUACUUCACGGAUGCGCUUGAGACUCGUUUGGCUGGCGGAAGUAUCCCGUCGUAUUCGCCCGUUUUAAGCAGUAAAACUCCGGUUUCUGAUAUCCUGAAAGCUUAUCAGGUUUAUGUCAAGGCGUGUCCGUUUAAGAGAAUGUCGCAUUUCUUUGCGAAUUGGACGAUUUUCAAACUUGCAGAGAAAGCAACUAAGCUUCACAUUAUUGAUUUUGGAGUUCUUUAUGGUUUUCAAUGGCCUUGCCUUAUUCAGCGUUUAUCAGAACGGCCUGGCGGACCUCCAAAGCUACGGAUUACAGGAAUUGAGCUUCCGCAGCCCGGUUUUCGCCCUGCAGAACGAGUCGAAGAGACAGGCCGACGAUUACAAAGAUACUGUGACAGAUUCAAUGUUCCUUUCGAGUAUCAUGCCGUGGCACAAAAAUGGGAGACAAUCAAGUAUCAAAAUCUUAAAAUCGACAGGGACGAAAUGACCGUAGUCAACUGUUUGUAUCGGUUCAGGAAUCUUCCUGACGACACAGUCGUAGCAGACAGUGCAAGAGAUUCUGUUCUGAAACUGAUAAGGAAAAUCAAACCAAAGAUAUUUAUCCAUGGAGUCAUCAACGGAACAUAUAACGCUCCAUUUUUCGUCAGUCGGUUUCGAGAGGCGCUCUUCUAUUACUCGUCAUUGUUCGAUAUGUUUCAAGUGAAUGCGGAACGGGAAAAUGAGCAGAGAAUGUUGUACGAGAAAGCUAUUUUUGGUAGGGAUAUUAUGAAUGUGAUCGCCUGCGAGGGAGCGGAGAGAGUUGAACGACCGGAAACAUAUAAACAAUGGCAGGUUAGGAAUAUGAGAGGUGGAUUCAGACAAAUGGAAUUAGAUCAAGAGAUUCUGAAGAGAGUUAGAUCUACGGUGAGAUCGGAGUAUCAUAAAGAUUUCGUUGUCGAUGAGAAUGGACGGUGGAUGUUGCAGGGAUGGAAGGGCAGAGUGAUCUCAGCCGUUUCAGUUUGGAAACCAGUGUAGUUAUUUCUGUUUUCUAGUUAUGCUUGUAGUUAGAAUUUUUUUUUCUUAUUUUGAAGUCCUUAUAGUUUUUUCUUUUUUUUUGAAUUCAAGUCCUUAUAGUUAGAAUUAGUAAUCAGUGGAUUAUUAUAAUUAGGUAUUCAUUUUUGUUCUCAGAAUUAGUCAUGCUUUUGUACCUUGUAGUAUCAAUUUUUCAAUUUAUUUUUUUGGGAUUAUCAUUA
Molecule: messenger RNA, 2263 nt
Organism: Mercurialis annua (annual mercury)
Lineage: Eukaryota; Viridiplantae; Streptophyta; Magnoliopsida; Malpighiales; Euphorbiaceae
Product: scarecrow-like protein 14
Exons: 2
Coding region: 285-2045 (586 amino acids)
Biological process (GO): regulation of DNA-templated transcription
Cellular component (GO): nucleus
Molecular function (GO): DNA-binding transcription factor activity; sequence-specific DNA binding
Source: RefSeq, a predicted model, not a curated record